UUGAACCUUUGGGGCACGAAUUUAGCGCUAUCUGAAGGAAGAACAGGAACGUGGACCUGCUCCGUCACUCAUUCCAACCCUGCUUCGACCCUUAUUUGGCGAAAUGACACUGAAACCUUUAUGCCAUCCUCACCUGCUGUUGUUACAAAAGCAUCAAAUUCUUAUGAAACACGACAAGAGUGGUCCUUCACAUACCAUCGAGAUCUGUCAUUUACUAACUUCACUUGCAUCGCCGUCGGCUACAGAAACCAGACCGUGUCAAAGACUAUGCAGUUUGGAGAUAUAUAUUAUGUCCCAGAGUUGGUAAUACGAGGAAAAACAGUUCUAGAGGAAGGGGAAACUCUAAACUUGACAUGCCAGGUGGUGGCAGCUAAUCCAAUGGCAAACGCAACAUGGACUGGGACAGCUAGCGGGGUUAAGGAGAUAUCAAACAUUCAGAAAAAACAAGACGGAGAGGAACUAACUUGUGAAGCAACAAACAGUGCCGGAUCAUCAAGAAAAGCUGCACGAGUAACUGUGCAUUACGGUCCAUAUUUCUCCCUCGCUUCAAACGUUUUGGGACGAGAAGGAACCAGUGUUUCAAUUGUGGCGACUGUGUCUGCGAAUCCAGCUCCUACAAGACUGAACUGGAAAAAGGCUGGAAACGAUACCGUAUUGUCUACUAGCAGAGUACUUCUCAUUGAAAAUGCUACAAAAGAAGAUGCGGGGGACUAUAUAUUGGAAGCAACAAGGGUCAGGCAACGAGAAAACAACAUUACGGAAGACGUCACGAAGAAUGUAUCUGUACACCUAGAAAUCAGACAUGGACCAGCCGCUGCACGCAUUUCUCCCAACAUAACGAUGUUAGAGCUUGACAUUGGAUCAUCUGUUCCCCACAUCGUAUGUACCGCAGACUGUUUUCCAACUUGUGACUUCAAAUGGACACAACACUAUAGAAACACUCAGAGACAUAGAUCCGUAACUGCAAACCUGGACCUUGGCAAGGCUACUACAGAAGUCAUUGGUGACCACACAUGUGAAGCUUACAACUACAUUGGAGGACAGAAAUACUCAGCUACGGUCACAUUUCAGCUGCGAGUAAAAUAUGCUCCAACAAUACAGACAGUGUCCAUCAAUGGAUUAUCAAACACCCCAUUCAAUGAGAGUGGCGUCAUUAGGAUCACCGCCGUAGUAAGAGCUUUUCCCGCACCAUCGGCGGUGACAUGGGGCAUCAAGAACGAUCGAUUUACCGACCCGUUUAAGCCAUUAACUGAUGAUUCCAGAUACUACGGUAACAGAACUAAUGACUGCUCUUAUGACUGUGAAAGCACGGAAGUUCUCAUCCUUAAUCCCCCGUCUUGCACCGACACAGGAAACAAAUAUUCGGUAUAUGCAGCGAACGAGAAAGGAAACUCAAGUGUAAAGACAACACUGAACAGAGUUACUAUCACAUGUAUUCCUCGUCGGGUGUAUUACAGUUUCACACACUUUAAAUGUGAAGGCGAGGAACUAAAUAUGACCGCUUCAUUUGUCUCAGUUCCCGGACCCUUUAUAACAUGGUACAAACAGCCAGACAAUAAAAAUCACGUCUACUAUGAAGAUUUCCGAGGGAAUUGGAAUACCCUAUAUUACACAUCGCGAUAUCACGUCCAGUUUGUUACUUCUCAAACGUUCGGGACAUACAUGGUUGUAGCCGAGAAUAGCAGAGGGGUUUCAAACGGGAGGGUUCUUGUUCAAGUGAACAGGAAACCUAAUUGCACAGAAGGAAGUACUACAACAACAACAAGCAGUACCACAGACAGAAGUGAUGCGUCUACCCUCAUAUACAAUGGGGAAAUUAUGACUAGAAUAAUUCUGUAUGUUGUCGCGUGCAAAGUUGUUAUCAAGGCAAAGUACUAAACAACACAGCACAAUUAGAAAAGGAUGAAGAAUUUUUUUAUGCAUUUUGUAAAAAAUAUGGAACGGAUUUUGUGAGCUUAACAAUAUUGCGUGUUUUGUUGUGAUUUUUUAAGGUCUAUAAGAACUGCAUGCUGUAAUAAGGAUAAGAAUGUUUGAUAUAAAAUACAUGCACGUAUUUGCAAUACAGUUCAACAUUUUACAGAAUAAUAUCAAUGAAGAAAAAAAUAUGAUACUAAAUGGAAGAAUGAUUAAGGAAAAAACUAAUAUUUUUAUGACAUUUAAUAAUUAUAAUUGUUUUUUUGGUGUGGUAAAACAUGCCUGUUUAAGGACGAAUAAGAUACUGAAUAAUUAAAAAAACAAUUAAUCUGAUUUAUUGAUUAUAAAAAUAAAUGAAAUAAAUCAUCAUAAAUAGAUAAUAAAUAAUUUUAUUUAUUUACAAAAAAUCAUUGAAAACAAUAUAUAUUUAACAUAACAUAGAUUUAUGAAAUAUGUUAAAUACUUUGAAUAUUUUGAUUUAAAGCAAUAUGAGCUUUAUUUUUAAUAAUUUUAUGAUAAGUCUGCAUGUUACUUAAACUUUUAUGGUGAAUGAAAUUUGAAAAAUUCAUCAAUUUUUUUCAGAAGAAAGAUUGCUCUGAUAAGGAAUAAACAGCAAUUUGGUUUUUGUACAGGACGACAAUAAUUCAAUUUUGCUCCAAUUAAGGCUUCUUAACGGCUUUUCCCACCAAAAUACAGCUUACAGAAUUUUAAAACCAUGAUUUGUUUAGGUCAUUUUAGAAGAAAAACACAUUUUCGUAUAAAGAAAUUUCAACAUGAAAAUCGCAGCUCAUUUUGCUUUAAAAUGGAGUAUAUGUAUCAAAACCUCCCAAAAUGUCAAUUUAGUACCUCAGUGAUUUUUAUUUUCUUUUAUAGCUGUCCAUCAUUCUUUUGUCAUAGUCUAUAUAAGGUCUAUUAAAAAACAAACCGAUUUCAAUCAACAAAAUUGUGGAGUGUGACCAACUUUAAAUUAAAAUUUCAUUUUGUAUUUCAAAAAUUGAACGAGUAUUGUAAUGCUUAAUAAUAAAUAUGUGGUUUUUUCAAAUUUUUAAAUCGUAUUUGUCGUAUCCUACGUGAAAAAUUCCAGUAACUGCAUGGCAAGUGAUUCAUUCUAUUUAAAGUUGUAAACCGUUGAAGUGAAGGGGGUGUGAUGUCGUGUUUUUAUCAAAACAAUGAUUUUAUAACUUAAUUGUUACUACAAAUAAUGAUAUAUAUAUUUCACAAGUAAAAAUACACAAACUAAAGAUACUUUAACAAAGUUUGUUCCUCAUUUGUGAGUAGUAGAAUAUUUUUUUUAUAUGUGAAAAAAAGCUUCACGGAAUUAAAAUUGGAAGCCUCUUCGGAUUUCUCGAAAUCCCGGAUAGCUCGACAUUUGUUGAAGUUAGUGAUACCGAUGUUUACGUGAAUUAACAUCAUUCUCCAUUCAAUGAAUUUUUGGAAUACACAU
This is a messenger RNA of Magallana angulata, 3358 nucleotides long. RefSeq names its product hemicentin-2-like. Bases 121 to 1878 code for a protein of 585 amino acids. The record is from RefSeq and is a predicted model, not a curated record. Gene Ontology annotation, molecular function: cell adhesion molecule binding. Gene Ontology annotation, biological process: cell-cell adhesion. Gene Ontology annotation, cellular component: cell-cell junction. The transcript is spliced from 11 exons. NCBI's taxonomy places the organism in Eukaryota, Metazoa, Mollusca, Bivalvia, Ostreida, Ostreidae.